Messenger RNA from Chrysemys picta bellii (western painted turtle), 1426 nucleotides. Lineage: Eukaryota; Metazoa; Chordata; Testudines; Emydidae. The record is from RefSeq and is a predicted model, not a curated record.
CUCCCCCCCAUACCCCACAGAUCCAUUGCUCGAUGCCCAUCUCUCUCCCCCCCCCGCCCAGAUUGCACUGGCUGCCCCCAGCUGAGCGGGGGGCUGAUCGCGGGGCUGGUCGUGGGGGACCUGCUGCUGACGCUGCUCAUCGCUGUGGCUGUCUACUGCCUGGCCGGCAAGAUCCACCUCUCGCGGGGGAGCGCACAGGGGGAGGCCAAGAAGCCCGCCGCCCCUGAGACGGAGUCGCCGUACCAGGAGCUCCAGGGUCAGAGGAUGGAUAUUUAUAGUGACCUGAAGAAAUCGGGAGCCAAUUAUUAAUGCCCCCUCUCCGUCCCACGCCCGCUCUGCACCCAAGCGGCUGGUGCCAGCGUGUCAAAUCCAUGCAGCCUUCAUUGUUUAUCUCCAUGCCACCCGCUCUGAGCACCGUUCCGUGCAAACUUGCAGCCCCCCUAAAUCUGCAGCAUUGAUCCCACCCCGCAUAGGUGCUGACUCCGUGGGUGCUCCGGGGCUGGAGCACCAAUGGGGAAAAAUUCCCCACCGCAGCUCACCUCCGCCUCCUCCCCUGAGCACCCCGCCGUGUCCUUCUUCUCCCUCCUCCCUCCCAGCGCUUGUGCCGCGAAACAGCUGUUUCGCGUGGCAAGCAUUGGGAGGGAGGGGGGAGGAGGAGGAAUGCGCCACGUUCAGGGAAGAGAAGAAACCGGGGUGGGGAAUUGGGGAGGGGCCAAUAGGGGCAUGGAGGGGGCGGAGUCGGGGCGGGGCCGGGGCAGGGGGGCGUGAGCACCCACCGGCGCCAAGGAAAGUUCUUCGGAGAUGCAUUUCCUCUCUGCUGGACUCGUUUAAUCUCUAGUUCAAGUGCCCUGCUUGUGUCUGGGUGAGGGGGUUACAAAGACCCCGACCCUGGUCCCUGGUUGUGGUUUUGCGAUCUUAACAAAGUUUUUUGACUGGGAAUUUCCUUCCUUGCUGUUUUUCUCCUCAACGUUAUUGGUACAAUUUCAGCUUUAACAAAGUCUUUUCGCCGGGAAUUUUCUUAGUCGUUUUUCCUUCAUCAAAGUUAUUGGUACAAUUUCAACUUGUUUUUUUUCCGUUAAAGUUCUUGGGCUGAUGUUAACAACAUUUUUUGGCUGAAAAUUUCCAAAGUUGCUUUUUUGCCUUAUUGAAAUUCUUUGUCCUGUUUCUAUUUAAAUGAAAUUUUUAGCUUGUGAAUUAUCAUAGUUUUUCUCUAUUCCAUCCCUGUUGCUAUUACUAGCCCUAUGUCAGUGUUUAAGUUUUUGUGACUGGGAGGUUUCUUGGUUGCCGUUUUUUCCUGGUUAAAGCUGUUGGUACAAUGUCCACAUUAACAAAGUUUUUUCGACCGGGAAUUUCUCAAAUGUGUUAUUUUUGUUCGUGUUGAAGUGCUUGGUACGAUUUCAAGUUUAAUAAAGCUUAUUUGCUGAGA